AUGGCCCUUCCUAUCGAAGAGGCUGCUCCUGACGGCAGCAGCGGCAGCAGCAGAGACUGUAGUAGCAGCAAUAAAAGCAGCCACAGUAGCAGCAAUGGUAGCAAUAAAAGUGCCAGCAGCAACAACAGCAGCAGUAGCGACUGUAGCAGCAGCGACAACAACAGCAAUGGUAGGACUAGCACCUGUGGCAGCGACAGUAAGACAUGGAGCUUAGAUGACAAGAUUCUCGCUUUGGGGGCUGAAGCCUAUUUGUUGGAGGCUGCGUAUGCACCACAGAGAUCUUCGAACUUUGUCAGCAACAUAAAGGCAACCCCUCCUCGAUGCUUCUAUACUGCUUUGCAUCUCGAGCUGCAAGCUUUGUUGGAGCUGUUGCAUCCCUCAGCGGUGGAGCAGCACCAACGACUUAGAGCAGCCGCACGGCUGCAGCUAGCUGCUGCAGCUGCCUUGCCAGGCAGCAGCUGCUGCGUAUUUGGAUCCCAGGCAACGCAGUUAGCACUGCCAGGGGCAGAUCUUGACGCAGCAUUGUGUGUGCCGCCUUCCUAUUUCUCUGUUGCUGAAGACACCAGCCGCAAGGCUACGACUAGGACUACUCCUACGAGCAACAGCAGCAGCAGCACCGUCAAUGCCAGUAGUAGUAGCAACAGCAGCAGCAGCACCGUCAAUGCCAGUAGUAGUAGCAACAGCAGCAGCAGCACCGUCAAUGCCAGUAGUAGUAGCAACAGCAGCAGCAACCAAAAUGCCAGUAGCAGCAGCAGCAGCGAGUCCAUAUCAAGGGCACAUGUAGUGACGUGCUUAGAGCUGCUUGCACUCUCUAUACAACGCUUCGGCUUGGCUCAGUCUCUAGAAGUCGUUAGUGGAGCUCGAGUGCCUAUUCUCCGUCGUUUUCCGGUUUUGAGGCCUUUAAUUCUGUGUGUGAAGCUUCUUUUAAAAGUCCUCACACCAGGCCUCUUCUGUCGGCAGUCGCAGCCACGCGUGCUGCUGAGUCACCUCCUCAUGGAGUUCAUGCAUUUUUUCGGGAUCCAGUGGGAUGUCGAGGCGUGGGGGGGCUGUGUUCGUGGCGGUUGCCACAUAUUUCUGAAGGAAACGCAAGCCGAAGCUGCAAGGAAGGGCCUUGUUGUGGAUGCUCCCCAUCCGCAGCGUUUCUGCAUGGAGAGCCCCUUAGAGAGCCUCCUGAGCGCGAUUUACCCAAUCUGCCACCCACUCUUCGCCCUUCGGGAGGCCGAUCCGCUGAGCUCAGCUGCAGCGGAGGCGUUGCGGAAGGCAGGCGUUGUCGCAGCUGAGGGCAGCAAGGCGAGCACGGCCAGUCCUCCACCUCCGGCAGGGCCAUUAGCGGCCCCCAGUUACUCAUGGAUGUACAUGGCAGAGAAGCCACAGCAGCAAUCCCAACUGCAGCAGCAGCGGCAAAAGCAGGUUGAGUCUUACGCUGAAUUUUGGCUGCGGAUGACCGACCCUGAGGAGUAG
Molecule: messenger RNA, 1461 nt
Organism: Cyclospora cayetanensis
Lineage: Eukaryota; Apicomplexa; Conoidasida; Eucoccidiorida; Eimeriidae
Exons: 8
Coding region: 1-1461 (486 amino acids)
Biological process (GO): RNA 3'-end processing
Cellular component (GO): nucleolus; TRAMP complex
Molecular function (GO): mRNA binding; poly(A) RNA polymerase activity
Source: RefSeq, a predicted model, not a curated record